CAAUGGGGUCAGCGGCGCCGCUGAUGACGCUGCGGGACCUGCUGGAGCUCAAGUGCGAGUCCAGCUGCAGCGACGGCUUCCGCUCCUACCCGCGCCGCCUCCCCCGGCAAGUCGACGACGGCAAAGCACUGCAGGCGAAGGAGGCGCCCGUGCAGCUGCUGAUCGAGUCCGACCUCCGCCGGAGCCCGUCGCGGACGCUGUCCUCCAUCCUCUUCCCCAGGAGCCCCGGGUCGCUGGCCACCGUGUCGCGCCUCACCAGGAGCCUCUCGCGGCGGCUCGUCUUCUGGAGACGCCACCGCGGGGACGACGACGACGACGACGAGUACGGUUGGAGCGGCGGCGACGAGCGGGACUCGCUCGGGCUCCCGUCGCCCGUCGUCAGCAGCUGCUCCGCGUCCCAAUGCUCGGAGUCUGUUGCAGAAGUCAGCGACCCUCUCGUUCAACCGGAGGAGCUGCAGUCCGGCGCCUCGGAUGAGUCCGAAAAGCCGUCGCCGUCGACGUCCUCGGCCUGCACGGGGAGUGCCAACGACGACGCGAGCGACGGCGUCGCCGCCGGAGACGGGCACACGGGGCUGGACGGCGACCCCGUGGGCAGCGGCAGCCUGGAGUCCAUGGUUGACAAGCAGCAGCUCAGCCCGGUAUCCAUCAUGGAUUUCCCCUUCCACGACGAGGACGACGGAGACGAACGCAGCGACGCCGGCACCUGCUCGCCUUCCUUCCUCCAGUGCCAGCACGACCUCCAACUCGAACGGUCGACGUCGAGCUCGGCGCACGAGCCGCUGCCGCUGCACAAGAUCCGACGGCUGGACGGCCUGGCGCAGGCAGCAGUUGACCCCGUGGACCUCGAGCCACGGUUCGUCGCGUCCGACGACUCCGGGCCGUCGUCGUCGGUGUCGGGCGACACGCAGGCCCAGACCGACUCCAGCGGCGCUAGCACCGACCACGACAGAUCGUCAGCUACGACCUCGACGACGACACUGUCGACCGAUGAGCAGCACCACCGGGGCGCCGAUGAUGAAGAGUGCGAACCUGACCACGCCAGGUCGUCAGAAACGACGUCGACGACACUGUCAUCUACCGACCACGACAGCCCUUCAGCGACGACGUCGACGGCACUGUCGACCGAUGGGCAGCGCCGGAGCGCCGAUGAUGGAGAGCGCGAGCCUGACGAGCACCUCCAUUGCCGCCUCCUCGAGCGGCUCCUCAAGGACGACGACGGCACGGCGGCCACUUCGGAUGCUGCCGCGGAACGGCUGCUGAUCGACUUCCUCGCCGAGGGCCUCGGUCGGCUCCGCUCGUCUAAGGUGGGGUCUGUGGUCGGCACGGUGAGGCCAUCGGACGACCACGACGAGUCUAUGCUUGUCCGUGCGGCCAAGGAAUGGUUGCUGGGCGCCGGCACGCGGUGGGGCGUGGAGGACGUGCUGUUCGCCGGGCCGGCGGCGCUGGCGGACAUGGACCGGGAGCGGCGGUGGAUGUGCGUCGGCGAGGAGGAGCGGGAGGUUAGCGUGGCGGUGGGAGAGCUGCUUAUGGACGCACUGGUGGCGGAGCUGGUGAGCGACCUGGCAGCACGGUGUUGACCUGUAGUGGGCUCGUUGUACGUACGUGCGUGUGCCGUGUGCCGCCGGUCGGACGGUGUGGUUUUGGUUUUGUAGGAUUCCAAAGGGUGCCACUGCCACAACGAUGUACGUAUGUGAACUUGAGUGUUAACAUGGCAAG
Molecule: messenger RNA, 1716 nt
Organism: Lolium rigidum
Lineage: Eukaryota; Viridiplantae; Streptophyta; Magnoliopsida; Poales; Poaceae
Product: dentin sialophosphoprotein-like
Exons: 3
Coding region: 3-1577 (524 amino acids)
Source: RefSeq, a predicted model, not a curated record